UGUGUCCCAUCACUGUAAUUCAUUUUUUCCGGGGAUAUUUUCCACACUGCCAGCGGCCAGUACUCAACCAAGUCUGCUCUCCUCAUCCUCAAGCCUAUAGAUGAAUAAGUGAUGUUUCCUUUUGCACUUCUUCUUCUUCUUGCUCAACAUCUUGGUACAUAAAGAUGAGUAAAUUACUUGCCAUAGCGCUCCUGCUGCUGCCUCUCAUCAACCAAGGAAUCUACUUGGCCACGGCAUGGGAUGAUCAAGAUUUCUUCAAAUACUGCCCACCGUCCCAGUGCAGCCAACAUGGCCCAGAGGUCAGGUUUCCUUUCUGCCUUGAAUCCAGCAAUAAAUCGUCAUCAUCAUGUGGAUGUGCUGGCAGAUCAAUCAGGAAGUUAGCAUGCUCUAGGCAAGACACCAUCCUUUUUCACCCAGUUCUUGGCCUAUACAAUGUCAGCGCCAUAGAUUACAUAAAUUCUUCCAUGAAGAUCAUCCCGCUUGUAGACCCCUGUUUGGUGCUACAGCAGAAGCUCGUCAUCUCCAGAAGCUCGUCAUCUCCACAGGUUGAUGUUAUCAACGAUGAGAUGCCAAGUUUUUAUGACUAUUUCUUUGAUAGUUCAUCUUCAACCAUAGUACACUGUUCAAGAGAGUUCACACCUGCUGCUGCCCAUGCCGAUAGCAUUGCAGGCCCAGUCUCCUGCCUUAGCAACACAACCCACUUCUUUUAUUUGGUGAAUAGUUAUGAAGACAUGUCUAUUCUUCCGUUGGACUGCAAGGUCGUCCCACUCUCAGAUCGAGGUGGCAUCUCGUUACCAUAUAUUAAAGACCAAAUGUUCCAGAACUUCACGGAAACCGCAAAAAAAAUCCUCACUUUUGCUGAGACGGCAGUGUCUUGGUAUGUGGGAGACUGCAGACGAUGUGAGCUCAGUGGGCGACGCUGCGCAUUCAGCUCACAAAGGGAUAGAGAAUUCUGCAUGCCUGACCCUCAUGGUUCACAUAUCAAAGUCAUUGCAGCUACAUCAUCGAUGGCCGCAUUUGUCUUUCUUUUGGUGACAGUGGCCACUGCACUUUAUGUUUCACUCAAGACAAGAUAUAAUGAGGAGAUACAUUUGAAGGUUGAAAUGUUCCUCAAGACAUAUGGAACAUCAAAGCCCACGAGGUACACAUUCUCUGAAGUUAAGAAGAUAGCAAGACGGUUCAAGGAAAAGGUGGGGCAGGGUGGAUUUGGAAGUGUAUACAAAGGCGAGCUACCAAAUGGAGUGCCCGUGGCAGUCAAGAUGCUAGAGAACUCUACAGGAGAGGGAGAAGCAUUCAUCAAUGAAGUUGCAACCAUCGGACUAAUCCACCAUGCCAAUAUUGUCCGCCUCCUGGGAUUUUGUUCCGAAGGAAUGAGGCGGGCUCUUAUUUAUGAAUUCAUGCCUAACGAGUCACUAGAGAAAUACAUAUUCUCUGAUGACCCUAACAUUUUUCAGAAUCUUCUAGUACCAGACAAGCUGCUAGAUAUUGCUUUAGGCAUCGCCAGAGGAAUGGAGUACUUGCAUCAAGGGUGCAACCAGCGCAUCCUCCACUUUGACAUCAAGCCUCACAAUAUCUUGCUGGAUUACAACUUCAAUCCAAAGAUCUCAGACUUUGGCCUUGCAAAGUUGUGCGCGAGGGACCAAAGCAUCGUCACCUUAACUGCAGCAAGAGGCACGAUGGGCUACAUUGCACCAGAGCUAUACUCUCGGAACUUUGGAGGAGUUUCGUACAAGUCAGACGUGUACAGUUUCGGCAUGCUGGUGCUAGAAAUGGUGAGCGGAAGGAGGAACGCGGACCCAAGAAUCGGGAGCCAGGACGAUGUUUACCUCCCUGAGUGGAUCUAUGAUAAAGUGAUCAAUGGGGAGGAGUUGGCGCUUACUUUGGAAACGACUCAAGAAGAGAAAGAGAAGGUGAGGAAGCUGGCUAUGGUGGCACUGUGGUGUAUCCAGUGGAACCCGAGAAACCGGCCGUCGAUGACAAAGGUCGUUAACAUGUUAACGGGGAGGUUGCAGAGUCUGCAGAUGCCCCCGAAGCCCUUCGUCUCAUCUGAAAAUGAACUCAUGCCAUAAAUGAAAACAGGGACUGCCAUACUCUGUCAACAUUCAAGGUUGUACUUUAUCUACGCGUGUGUUGCAACAAUAGCAACCACCGUGUUUUGAUGCUUUCAAUCCAUUAGGUCUGAAGCGAUGUCUGAAUAAUCACCGGACACUACCCUG
Messenger RNA from Triticum aestivum (bread wheat), 2216 nucleotides. RefSeq names its product rust resistance kinase Lr10-like. Gene Ontology annotation, molecular function: ATP binding; protein kinase activity. NCBI's taxonomy places the organism in Eukaryota, Viridiplantae, Streptophyta, Magnoliopsida, Poales, Poaceae. The coding region runs from base 165 to 2069 and encodes 634 amino acids. The transcript is spliced from 3 exons. The record is from RefSeq and is a predicted model, not a curated record. Gene Ontology annotation, biological process: protein phosphorylation.